Messenger RNA from Musca domestica (house fly), 637 nucleotides. RefSeq lists its product as uncharacterized. The coding region runs from base 6 to 569 and encodes 187 amino acids. The record is from RefSeq and is a predicted model, not a curated record. Lineage: Eukaryota; Metazoa; Arthropoda; Insecta; Diptera; Muscidae. The transcript is spliced from 2 exons.
AAAAAAUGCAAACACUCAAAAUUCCAAAAUUACAAAACAUACACACAAAUUCCAUCUGUAAUUUUACGAUAUCUAGAAAAAGACUGCCGUCAAUUUUCAGAAAACGUUCCGAUAAACUGAAACGUGAACUCGAAGACGCUGUCCGUGAACCCAAUUCAUCAUUUACCCAUCAUCGUAACUCAUCGGGCUCCUCAAUACACGGCGGUGCGGGUGGAGACGCAUACGACGAUAGUGAUCGUGACACGCUUAGUGGUGAUCAUAACAUUGAGACCGGCUGUGAUGCUGAGAUGUAUGGUUCACCGCAAGAUCCCUUCCAUACUGGCGGCAUGGGUAGCUAUAUGAAGAGUGCGAAUCCUACCAAUAUCUAUAUGAAGUUUGAGGCCACGAAACUGAAUCGCAUGCGGUACGUUGGAGUCCGAUUGAACGUGUCAUUGCAACCGGUGGGGCCGAUCGUAAAGUCAAGCUGUGGGACGUGGGGAAAGGCUCAUCGGAACCACGUUCCGUUCUGGGUGGCAGCAGUGCUGGUAUUAAUUCCGUCGAUUUUGAUUCCACCGGCACCUACAUUAUAGGCACAUCAAAUGAUUACGGAGCACGAGUGUGGACAGUUGGUGAUAAUAGAUUAAGGGUAAGUGAUGAG